Actinia tenebrosa (Australian red waratah sea anemone) is the source of this 412-nucleotide messenger RNA. Its product is annotated as U-actitoxin-Avd11a. Lineage: Eukaryota; Metazoa; Cnidaria; Anthozoa; Actiniaria; Actiniidae. The record is from RefSeq and is a predicted model, not a curated record.
CUAGCAUAGACCGCCUCAGUAUCCAUUGUUUUCAAUGCGUAAGGCAUAUGAUAAGUUGCCUAUCUAUUUUUUCAAACAGAGCAAGACAACUCAUACUUCUUCAGACGUCGAUCAAACAUCAUCAUUUGCGGAUAAAGGGCGAGGCAAUCCACAAAUAUUGCACCUGAGGUAUUUGAACAUCAUGAAUUCCAAGCUCAUCGUUGUCUUUCUUCUGUGCGCCAUCCUGGUCGUCUCCGUGACCUCAAGGCCUGAACGUUCGUGGGAUGAUUUGGACGGGAUAGAGGAAUACGAAGAAAAACGGACUUUCAAACGAGGAUGCUCGGACUACAAGUCGUCGACCUAUUGUAAUAGUGUGAAAUCACGCAAUGAGUGUGGUAUCUCAAAGUACAGAUCGUAUUGCCGAAAGUCAUGC